Molecule: messenger RNA, 750 nt
Organism: Sphenostylis stenocarpa
Lineage: Eukaryota; Viridiplantae; Streptophyta; Magnoliopsida; Fabales; Fabaceae
Source: the annotation of a GenBank genome assembly
AUGGCCAAUGCAGGAAAUUUGGUAUACCCAAGGAGCUUCAAUCCAAUAUUCAAACCACACCACUCCACAGAUAAGCUCAACACCUUCAGGUUGCUCUCUCGAAUUCACUCUUACAAUAAUAAUGUCACUCUCACUGUCACUGCUUCUUCCAAAAGAAAGGAUGACUUCAACUCUCCUUUGAUUGGGAAGAACACCAGCAGGGCUGCUCGCCGUUUGAUCACAAUAUCACCAGGUGAUGGAAGAUAUCAAGGGGAUUGGACAAGUGAUUAUCUCGUCUCUUUACACGACCUAGACUUACAGGAUUUGAUUGAAGAUGAUGAUAACUCACAUAAGAAUGCACAAGUUUUCAUCAACCUUUCCGUCCAAAAGCAUGCUAGCUUUGGUUUAUCGGUGGAUGGAAGAGUCACCACAUCCUUCACUAGAAAGUGCAGCAACUGUUCUACUCCCUAUUGCCGACAGAUUGAUGCAAAAUUUAACGUAUGGGUUCUCAUAGCACCUAAAGAUGAUCGCAAGAUACCAUUACUUGAUAUUGGAGGUGACCCUAAUGUGAUAUAUGUUAGACCUGGACACGAAGUUGAUCUUGAUUCUCUUGUACAAGAUGCCAUCCGGCUAAACUCCGCAGUAAAAGACUCUUGCUCGGAAUUAUGCGAGAAAACCGAGGGUACAAUACAAUAUAUGACUGGACAAAGUCAGGCCUCUGUUGAUAAAAGGUGGUCUAGACUAUUGACACUGAAGAAAGCAAAUUUAUGA